This is a messenger RNA of Poecilia latipinna (sailfin molly), 3224 nucleotides long. RefSeq names its product tetratricopeptide repeat domain 39B (gene ttc39b). NCBI's taxonomy places the organism in Eukaryota, Metazoa, Chordata, Actinopteri, Cyprinodontiformes, Poeciliidae. The record is from RefSeq and is a predicted model, not a curated record. Gene Ontology annotation, molecular function: protein binding. The transcript is spliced from 19 exons. Bases 364 to 2106 code for a protein of 580 amino acids.
CAGAUUGAUAUUCAGUGUUUUAUGCAAUAAUGAUGCAGAUUCAUCCCUUCUCUCCUUCCUCUCAUCCUUUCUCUAUCUCGCUCUGUCUCUCUUUCCCUCUCCCUCUCUUUUUUCUCUCACUCUCUCUUUCUCUGGGCGGAGAAAUGAAAAGUGGGAGGCGUGUCUGUCUUGCUCUUCACGGAAGAGAGCCGCAGAGUCUGAACCUCCGCGUCCGACAGGCGCAAGGACGAACCGGGACCCCCUGACUCCGGACCCAUCGCGGCCACAGGACGGGUUCUGGCCGGGCGGCGCAGCGACAUGCCAGCCAGGCGCGCCUGAAGCCGCGCAGACCGCAGCGCAGCUCCGGGAGGACGGACAGGAGACAUGGCCCACGUCGGCAACGGGGCGGCCGCCGAGGAGGAGGACUGCUUUGAGGAUGCCUUCGAUCGGAUACCUUCGGCUUGUCAGAUGGACCUGCAGACUGCCAUCCAGGAGACUCAGUGCGCUCUCAACCUCGUCCUCAACAACAGGUUCUCUCAGGCUCUGGACCUGCUGAAGCCGUGGUGGAAGCACAGCAUGUACCACGCUCUGGGCUACAGCAGCAUCCUGGUCAUGCAGGCCACCAUGACCUUUGACCAGAAGGACAUCCAGACGGCCAUGGAGACCAUCAAGCAGGCGCUGCAGACCUGCCACCGGUUCAGAAAGAGAAACUCGGUGGUCGUUUCUCUGUCCAGCCUGAUCAGCAAGCAGUCCAGCUUACAGGAAGAGGAAAUGCACGCAGAGCUCUGCUACGCCGAGUGCCUUCUGCAGAAAGCAACGCUCACUUUCAUACAGGAUGAGAACAUGAUCAGUUUCAUAAAAGGAGGAAUCAAGAUUCGAACAAGCUACCAAAUCUACAAGGACUGUCAGAACCUGCUGAACAUCAGCCAGGACAAGGCGGAGCAGUUAAAUUCGUUCAAACAGUUUGAGGGCGGAGUCAAGCUGGGCAUCGGCUCGUUUAACCUGAUGUUGUCUCUCCUUCCUCAGAAGAUUUUAAGGUUGUUGGAGUUUAUUGGCUUCUCAGGAAACAGGGGUUUUGGUUUGUCUCAGCUGAGGGAGGGAGCAGCCAGCCAAAGUCUGCGCUCCAUAAUCUGCGUGCUGACGCUGCUCUUCUAUAACACAUACGUGUCGCUGAUCCUGGGAACUGGGGAGGGGAACCUGACGGAGGCCGAAGCUCUGCUGGAGCCGUACCAACAAAAAUACCCCAAAGGCUCCAUAAUCCUCUUCUACUCUGCUCGCGUCGCCACCCUGCGAGGAAACUUUGAGAAGGCGAAGUCCAGGUUUGAGGAGUGCAUCAGCAGCCAGCAGGAGUGGAAGCAGAUCCACCACCUGUGUUACUGGGAGCUGAUGUGGACUCACUCCUUCCAGCAGGAGUGGCAGCAGGCGUACCGAUACGCUGACCUGCUGUGCAAAGAGAGCCGCUGGUCAAAGGCGAUCUAUAUGUACCAGAAAGCAGCGAUCCUCAGCAUGAUGACGGAAGAUGACGUGAGGAAGACUGGAGAAGACAUCGUAGAAGUCUUCAGGCAGGUGGAGGGGCUGAAACAGCGGCUGGCCGGAAAGUCGAUUCCCAUGGAGAAGUUCGCAGUGAGGAAAUCCAGACGCUACAAAGCUGCUCAGCCCGUCCCGCUGGUCAUCCCCGCUCUGGAGAUGAUGUACGUCUGGAACGGCUUCAACAUCGUUGGGAAGAGAGCCGACUACACCGAGUCCCUGCUGGUCACCAUCGAGAAAGCUGAGCAGCAGCUUCGCAACGACACAAAUCCGUCCGAGUUCCACCCAGAUGACAGCGGCCUGGUCCAGAUGCUGAAGGGUCUCUGCCUGAAACAUCUGGGCAGGUUGCUUCAGGCUGAGCUCUGCUUCACACAGGUCCUCUCCAGCGAGAGUCGGAUCAGAUACGACCACUACCUGAUCCCGUUCUCCCUCUAUGAGUUGGGUCUGCUGUACAAACAACAGGGCGACUUCGUUAAGGCCACCUCUUACAUCGAGAAAGCCAAGACGAACUACAAGGAUUACUCCAUGGAGUCCAGGCUUCACUUCAGGAUCCACGCGGCGCUCAGCAGCCUGAAAGGCUCGCCUGUCAGCACGCCGUGACCUCAGCUGGAAAACGUCCGGUUCACGUCACGCUUCCGCUUCAGCAUUCACACCAACAGAUCGCUUCAGCAUUCACACCAACAGAUCGCUUCAGCAUUCACACCAACAGAUCGCUUCAGCAUUCACACCAACAGAUCGCUUCAGCAUUCAGAUUCACACCAACAGAUCGCUUUCCGCUCCAUAAACCCGUCAGCCUGAUGAAGCUUUAGAUUCAGGCUCAGCUUUCUCAUUGUCAGUUUGUUCAGAAGUUAAUGAUCCAUUAAGGAAGUCGGAUUGAAUUUGUUCACAAAUGUUUCUGCUGCAUCUUUGAUUCACCAAAAAGCACAAAGUGAAAACCAAACUUAUUAUUCCAAAAAAGACCAAAACUUCUGGGAAAAAUGACAAGUGGGAUUUUAACUGCCUGUCUUUGGCUUUAUUUUACUUUAAUUAUUUUUUAAAAACACAAAUCAUGACCCUACACUACAAUAACUAAUAAUAAAAUUUGUGAUAAACUGCUAAAUUCCAGUACAGAUAGUGAAACCCUAAAGUCUCUGUAACAGGAGAAACGUUUAUUUCUAACUGCUUUAGUUCUGUAGAAACGCGUCAUGCAGUCACAGCCUUUUCACCAGUGGUGGCCUAAAUAAAUAAGCUGAAUUCACUCAUUCCAAGCUCACACACACACACACACACAAACAAGCUGCUACGCACAUCUGAAGGAGAUUACACACACAAACGGCGGUAAUUGCACAUUUUUAGCAGCAAUAGAAGAUUUUUAUGUUCUUGUUAUUGGAUGAUUUGUCAGGUUUUUGUUGGGUUCAUGCUGAGAAGCCGAAGGCUUUGAUUUAUUGUUGAGUUUCUCAAAUACAGAGCAGCUUUUGAUUCAGUCAAGGUUUUCUGCACCAUUAGUUAGCUUAGCGUCUAGCUAAGCUAGCUUGGCUAAAGCUAGCUGUAGAGGUGGCUAACACCAGUUCUUAGUCACCAGGAUCUCUGUAACAUUAUAAAUGUUGGAAACCCAACAUUAUUGUCUUUACUAGUUCAAACACGUCAGCAUUAACAUUAAUAUGUUUAAAUGUGGAGUUCCACAAAGUUGUGUACUCGGUACGCUAUGUUUUAAAUUUACGUUUAAGAUUAAAUAAAUA